AUGAAAUUCCCAACAGGUUUUCCGUCCAUCAGGUCUUUCUUCAUUAUCUUCCAAUUGAUUGCAAUAAUACGAUUAUUAUGCACCUACUAUCCUUACUUGACUCGACUGCCUCUUCAUAGAACGGAACCUUCACACUCCACUCACUUGCACUGUCACGGGGACGACGACUGUUUCCCCUUGAUUCACCAUUCUCUAUCCGAGGAUGUUUUGACAAGCAUUCAGUACUGCAAGAACAACUCUGUGGAGAUGGAUCGCGAGAACCCACGCAUGGCAACAGUCACCGCUCAAUUCGGUGAGCCCCAGCACCACUAUCAACGAGCCCUGCGGACCCAUCUGGUUCGCAGCAUAAUCCACGGCACCGAUGUUCAUGUCCUUUGCGAGAACAUCGUCGACGAUCUGUGGAACAAGCCUGCAUUCAUCCUUUCGAUUCUUCUAGAUGAGCUCGCGAAACCCAAGGAAGAGAGGCUCGAGUGGUUGAUGUGGGUCGACCGCGACACCAUCGUCCUGGACAACUGCCGGUCUCCAGCGAGUUUCUUGCCCCCCGCCCCGGGAUGGGCCACGGACGGACCCGAUGCGGCAUACAUUACCAAGCGAGACAAGUUCCCCAAGGGCAACGUGCACCUCCUCGCAACGACGGACUGGAACGGCCUGAACAACGGGGUUUUCCUGUUGAGGGUCAAUAGAUGGAGCGUUGACCUUUUCGACUCGAUCUUGUCCUACCGGCACUACAAACCGGACGUGGAGUUGAAGUUUACAGAGCAAAGUGCUAUGGAGCUUCUGCUGCAGGAUGAAAAGUUCCGAUACAAUGUGACGUGGGUACCUCAAUGGUGGUUCAACGCGUACCCUGGUCCGCAGAGAGCCUUCACGGCGGAUGAGGAGGUUGAACUGGAGGUAUACCAUGCAAGGCCCGGAGAUUUUAUUGUUCAUUUCGCUGGGGUUGGCAAUCGGGAGUAG
Molecule: messenger RNA, 954 nt
Organism: Colletotrichum truncatum
Lineage: Eukaryota; Fungi; Ascomycota; Sordariomycetes; Glomerellales; Glomerellaceae
Product: galactosyl transferase gma12 mnn10 family protein
Biological process (GO): protein N-linked glycosylation
Cellular component (GO): Golgi membrane
Molecular function (GO): glycosyltransferase activity
Source: RefSeq, a predicted model, not a curated record